This is a messenger RNA of Angiostrongylus costaricensis, 219 nucleotides long. Lineage: Eukaryota; Metazoa; Nematoda; Chromadorea; Rhabditida; Metastrongylidae. The record is from the annotation of a GenBank genome assembly.
AUGAUCUGUGCCUUACAAUGCAAGUACACUUGCAUCCGAGUGCUCGAUGGAAGACUUGAUCAUGCAAGCGAGAAAGAUAAAGUACGAGGUCAUCGGCCUAGACGAGACGAAUCGACGCCACUCAUUCAACGCCGCCUGACACCGGAGAAGAACUGUUCCUCGGAACAUGCGACAGUAGACGAGUCGGUGGCGUCGGCGUUCUCGUCGACACCAGUAUGA